GUUUAAAGAUGGAAUUGGCAAAAGAAAUUGUCGAUGGCCUGGCAAGCAUCCAAAAUAGCAACAUUUUGCCUGAAGAAGCAUUUCUACAGUUAUUAGAUAUUAUAAUGUUAUAUAUUUCUAAAAACAAUGGAAAAAGUAUCGCAACUAUUCAUCCAUCCAAGUCAGAUUUGAUAAAGGCUGCAGUUUCUAAUGUAUCCUGCCUCUUUAUAGAGGCUGCUCGACAUGAUUACGAUGAGGAAAGCUUAAAACAUUUUCUACAUAAUGAACAUAUUAAUGGACAUAGAAUUGAAACGCUAUGUAGUACAUAUAUAAACAAUAAACAAAAUAUCCAGACUCAACUGGAAUUGAUAGGAAAUAGUUUACCUCAUGUAGUGGAUAUAGAUUGGCGUUUACAUCAUUGUGUUAAGAUUAGCACUCGGUUUACCAACAUACCAAUUUAUAACAUACGAAUAAGUACAAAAGAAUGUGAUCAAAUGAGACAUGUAAUAUUUACAUGUACUAUACAACAGCUACAAGAGUUGGUAUACAAGUUGAAGGAUGCUAUAAGACACAUUGAAAAAAUGUCUAAUAUAUAAACUUCUAAUGAGUGAUUAUAAUGUACAGUUAAUAGUCUUUUUUCAGUUUUGCUUUGGCAAUAAUUUAAGAAUAAUGUUUUAU
Molecule: messenger RNA, 657 nt
Organism: Mycetomoellerius zeteki
Lineage: Eukaryota; Metazoa; Arthropoda; Insecta; Hymenoptera; Formicidae
Product: COMM domain-containing protein 3
Exons: 4
Coding region: 9-575 (188 amino acids)
Biological process (GO): sodium ion transport
Source: RefSeq, a predicted model, not a curated record